AUGAACAGUGCCGGAUCCGUCAAAUUCGAAACCGAUGGAAAGCGACCAUCCAAUAACAAGAACGGCGAUUGGACUUGUCCGGAGCCCGAUUGUAAGAACCUAAAUUUUGCCCGACGGAACCAGUGUAAUCGGUGCGGGAAGGAGCGUCCGAACAGUGGUUCCAAAAAUGGGUCUACGGCUAGCGACUCGGACGGUGGCGGCAGCAGUAGCGCUGGAGGGAAAAAGAAAGUUGGCACAGAGAUUGGCAAGGCGGCUGCUGAGAAAUCGCGCGGACUGUUCAGCGCCGAAGACUGGCAAUGCAAUAAAUGCGCUAACGUGAAUUGGGCUCGACGGCACACAUGCAACAUCUGCAGCGCUCCACGGUUUUGCGACGUGGAAGAGCGAACCGGAUACGGAGGGGGAUACAAUGAUCGUGGCGUGGUCGAAUACAAGGAUCGCGUUGAAUCGGACGAUGAGUACGAUGAGUUUGGACGGCGAAAGAAAUCAAAGGGCAAACCGAAUGAUCAAGGCAACAGUCGUCCAGCACAAAGGCGCCGAAGUACGGAUUCGGAGGAGGAGAUUGAGCAAAGAAAAACUACCCGUCGAGAGCCGCAGAAACGUAAGCAAACAGAGGACGAAUUAUCCGAUAAAGGCAACGAAGACGAUGACGAAGAGGAAGACGACGAUGAAGACGAGGACAAUGAGGACCUUUCCAAGUACGAUCUAUGGGGAUCCGAUGAGGAGAUUGCUGCCAAACCGGCCCCUAAACCAACCAACGCCUCCUCCAACCACAAACAAGCUGCUCAUCGUCAUCGUUCACGAUCAAACUCCCGCUCAAAGUCUCCCGGUGUUGAUCGCAGACGCCGUUCGAGUGAUCAACGUUCAUCAUCCAAAUCGACCGCCUCAUCGACUAGUCACGGACGGUCCGACACAAAACGCUCGAGCGCGUCCCGUCGGCAUGGUCGGUCCGGUUCGCGGUCGUACUCACGCUCCCGGUCACGCUCACGAUCGCGAUCACCCCGAUCCUAUCGACGCAAUAAGGACCGAAGACGUUAA
Molecule: messenger RNA, 1035 nt
Organism: Anopheles marshallii
Lineage: Eukaryota; Metazoa; Arthropoda; Insecta; Diptera; Culicidae
Product: zinc finger Ran-binding domain-containing protein 2
Exons: 3
Coding region: 1-1035 (344 amino acids)
Biological process (GO): RNA processing
Molecular function (GO): lipopolysaccharide binding; RNA binding
Source: RefSeq, a predicted model, not a curated record